GCCGGCAGCCGCCUCGGGGUACGGGCUCCGCGGGGAGCCGCCCGCGGCGGGAGGAUGUCCGUGGCGGGGCUCAAGAAGCAGUUUCACAAAGCCAGCCAGCUGUUCAGUGAGAAGAUAAGUGGAGCAGAAGGAACGAAAUUAGAUGAAGAAUUUCAAGAGAUGGAAAGGAAAAUUGAUGUUACAAACAAAGCUGUGGCAGAGCUUCUGUCAAAAUCCACAGAAUAUCUUCAGCCAAAUCCAGCAUACAGAGCCAAGCUGGGAAUGCUGAACACUAUGUCAAAGAUAAGAGGACAAGUUAAAACUACAGGCUAUCCUCAGACAGAAGGACUCCUAGGAGACUGCAUGAUACGGUAUGGCAGAGAGCUUGGCGAUGAUUCUAUGUUUGGCCUUGCGCUGCUGGAUGCUGGUGAAAGCAUGAAGCAAAUGGCAGAGGUGAAGGACUCGCUUGAUAUUAAUGUCAAACAAAAUUUCAUUGAUCCCCUACAGUUACUGCAGGACAAAGAUUUAAAAGAGAUUGGGCAUCAUUUGAAGAAACUAGAAGGACGGCGUUUGGAUUAUGAUUAUAAAAAGAAACGUCUUGGAAAGAUACCAGAUGAAGAAGUUAAACAAGCUGUAGAAAAAUUUGAGGAGUCAAAGGAACUAGCUGAAAGAAGCAUGUUCAAUUUCUUAGAAAAUGAUGUAGAGCAAGUUAGCCAGUUGGCUGUGUUUGUAGAAGCAGCACUAGAUUACCACAAACAAUCUACAGAAAUACUGGAGGAUCUGCAGAGCAAGCUGCAAAACCGAAUAAAUGUAGCAUCUAGUCGGCCUAAACGUGAAUUUAAGCCCAAACCUGUAAUAACUACAACUCUGGAAACUGGUGAUAAUCAGCAGCACAAUGGGAUUGGUUAUAGCUCUUCUAUAAAGUCAUCAGGUUCUUCAAUGCACGUGGAUCAGCCUUGCUGCCAAGCUCUCUAUGACUUUGAACCAGAAAAUGAAGGCGAGCUUGGGUUUAAGGAAGGGGACAUCAUAACUUUGACCAAUCAGAUUGAUGAGAAUUGGUAUGAAGGGAUGUUAAAUGGAGAGUCUGGCUUCUUCCCAAUUAAUUAUGUUGAAGUGAUGGUACCCUUGCCUCAGUGAUUGUGUCAUUCAAGCUGUGAACAUGAUUUCAUGACUGAAAUGGAUUCACAAAUGUUGUCAGUGUGGCAUUCUGUGAAAGCCUUGCUAUUUGACUGACUUACUGACUUUUGUAUGCGUCUUUUUAAAAUGUAUUUAUUUUAUAUUCCAAAAAAUUUUACCUUCCCUGACACCAUCAACCUGCAAAAAAACCCAUACCCAGUUUUUUUGCUUUGUGCCUUGAAGAUCACUGUAUGAAGUGUUUACUGGUAGCUCACUGUUGCUCCCAAAAUGCAUUUAUUUGCUAAUAUUGUACAUGGUUUUGUUUCUUCCUUUUUUUUUAAAAAAAAAAGUCUUUUGUUGCAAUGAUUUUACUAUUAAAAACAAUUUUUAAAAAUACUGUAAGUGAAGCUAACUGCAAUGAGUUCCUAAGUUACUGAUAUCAUUGAGCCCUUUCCAUCUAUCACACUGUAAUUUAUUGUGAACAAGUUAAUCCAUGUUUCACAUUGUAUGUUGACAAAAGGCAAAGUGAUUGUUGUCAAUAUUACGAUGUUGUUGUACUAAGUACAAGUUCUCAGAAUUGAAGAUUCCUAUAAUUUGCUGACCAAACUUAAUAAAUAUGUCGGUGGGAUAAGAGUGGUUGCCACUUCUAUUCCUGUA
Molecule: messenger RNA, 1752 nt
Organism: Lagopus leucura (white-tailed ptarmigan)
Lineage: Eukaryota; Metazoa; Chordata; Aves; Galliformes; Phasianidae
Gene: SH3GL3
Product: SH3 domain containing GRB2 like 3, endophilin A3
Exons: 9
Coding region: 55-1116 (353 amino acids)
Biological process (GO): endocytosis; synaptic vesicle uncoating
Cellular component (GO): cytoplasm; glutamatergic synapse; presynapse
Molecular function (GO): protein binding
Source: RefSeq, a predicted model, not a curated record